This is a messenger RNA of Rhea pennata, 1350 nucleotides long. RefSeq names its product forkhead box A2 (gene FOXA2). The transcript is spliced from 2 exons. The coding region runs from base 1 to 1350 and encodes 449 amino acids. Gene Ontology annotation, molecular function: RNA polymerase II cis-regulatory region sequence-specific DNA binding; DNA-binding transcription factor activity, RNA polymerase II-specific; transcription factor binding. Lineage: Eukaryota; Metazoa; Chordata; Aves; Rheiformes; Rheidae. The record is from RefSeq and is a predicted model, not a curated record. Gene Ontology annotation, biological process: regulation of transcription by RNA polymerase II; anatomical structure morphogenesis; cell differentiation.
AUGCACUCCACUUCCAGUAUGCUGGGAGCGGUGAAAAUGGAAGGCCAUGAGCACACGGACUGGAGCAACUACUACGGGGAGCCCGAGAGCUACUCCUCAGUGAGCAACAUGAACGCAGGGCUGGGCAUGAACAGCAUGAACACGUACAUGACCAUGUCGGCCAUGAGCACCACAGCCAACAUGACGGCUGCCACCUCUAUGAAUAUGUCCUACGCCAACACGGGCAUGAGCCCCUCACUCACUGGCAUGUCCCCAGGCACAGGUGCCAUGCCUGGCAUGGGCUCCGCUGGUGUGGCAGGAAUGGGUGCCCACCUAAGCCCCAGCAUGAGCCCCAUGGGGGGGCAAGCUGGCUCCAUGAAUGCUCUGGCUCCCUACACCAACAUGAACUCUAUGAGCCCCAUUUAUGGGCAGUCCAACCUCAACCGCUCUCGGGAUCCCAAGACAUACCGGCGGAGCUAUACGCACGCCAAGCCACCCUACUCCUACAUCUCCCUCAUCACUAUGGCCAUCCAGCAGUCACCCAACAAAAUGCUGACACUGAGUGAGAUCUACCAGUGGAUCAUGGACCUCUUCCCCUUCUACCGUCAGAACCAGCAACGCUGGCAGAACAGCAUCCGCCACUCUCUCUCCUUCAACGACUGCUUCCUCAAGGUGCCCCGCUCCCCAGACAAGCCAGGCAAAGGCUCCUUCUGGACACUGCACCCUGACUCAGGCAACAUGUUUGAGAACGGUUGCUACUUGCGCCGCCAAAAGCGCUUCAAGUGUGAGAAGCAGCUGGCCGCCAAGGACAGUGGUGGGGCAAGCGGCGGGGCAGGUGGCGGGAGCAAGAAGGGGUCUGGGCAGCCGCCCAGCCAGCCCCUGGGGGAAGGCAGCUCCUCAGGUGGCUCUGAGGGCUCAGCUGGUGCAGAGUCCCCCGCCAGCAGCUCACCAUGCCAGGACCACAAGCGUACCCUGGCUGACCUGAAGGGCACUACAGGGCUGAGCCCUGGCGAGCCGGCAGCCUCACCAGGGCAGCACCUCUUGGCAACCCAACACACUGGCCUGCCUCAUGAUGCCCAUCUCAAGCCUGAGCACCACUAUGCCUUCAACCACCCGUUCUCCAUUAACAACCUGAUGUCCUCCUCUGAGCAGCAGCAUCACCACCCUCACCACCACCACCAUCACCACCACAAAAUGGACCUCAAGGCGUAUGAGCAGGUGAUGCACUACUCAGGCUAUGCCUCACCUAUGCCCAGCAGCCUGGCCAUGGGCCCCGUAACGAACAAAAAUGGCUUAGAGUCCUCCCCUUUAGCCGGAGAGACUUCUUAUUACCAAGGUGUGUAUUCUCGGCCCAUCAUGAACUCCUCCUAA